Messenger RNA from Drosophila hydei, 683 nucleotides. It is a transcript of the gene COX5A, whose product is annotated as cytochrome c oxidase subunit 5A, mitochondrial. Lineage: Eukaryota; Metazoa; Arthropoda; Insecta; Diptera; Drosophilidae. Gene Ontology annotation, cellular component: mitochondrial inner membrane. Gene Ontology annotation, biological process: mitochondrial electron transport, cytochrome c to oxygen. The transcript has 2 exons. The record is from RefSeq and is a predicted model, not a curated record. Bases 92 to 541 code for a protein of 149 amino acids.
AACGUUUAUUCGAUAUUUCUUGACUAUUCUGUUCAACACUAGCAGUUCUGUCAUCUGUGUGAAAAAAUAGCAAGAGCAAGAGUGUUAAACCAUGUUGCGCACUACUGCCGGUAAACUCGCUACCGCCAUGCGCGGCAGCCUUGGAGUUACAUCCACCCGUGUUGUCGCCGUACGCUGCCUGCACGGAACUGAGGAGUCGGCUGAAGAGUUCGAUAAGCGUUACGAAAAGUAUUUCGCUCGUGAAGGCAUUGACGGAUGGGAGGUACGUAAAGGCAUGAACGACCUGCUUGGCAUGGAUUUGGUGCCCAGCCCAAAAAUUAUUGAAUCUGGACUGCGCGCCUGCCGCCGUGUCAACGACAUCGCCCUAGCUAUUAGGUGGCUGGAGGGUUGCAAGGACAAAUGUGGCGACCAGCAGGCUACCCUCUAUCCCUACUUGCUAGAGAAAAUCACACCAACCUUGAAGGAGCUUGGCGUGCCGACCAUCGAGGAGCUGGGCUACGACAAGCCCGAAUUGGCUCUCAAAUCCGUUUUUGAUAUGUAAGGCGGCGUUUGUUUAAACGUUUUCCUUUAGUUUAAUUAACACAUAACAAGAAACACACACACAAUUCCAAUGUAUUUCGUGCGGAUGAACAUGUUAUUGGAUUGCAAAUAAAAGGAGAUUGGAGUAAGGCUACCACCCCAAA